CCCCUUCCGCUUCCGGUGCGGUGGGGCCCGGCGGUGAGCCAUGACCCAGGCGGAGAAGGGGGAGGGGGAGAACGGGAAGGACAAGGAGCGGGACCGGGAGCGCGAGCAGCGCGGCGUGAAGCGGCCGAUCGUCCCCGCCGCCGUGCCCGAGUCCCUGCAGGAGCAAAUCCAGAGCAACUUCAUCGUGGUGAUCCACCCCGGGUCGAGCACCCUGCGGCUCGGCAGGGCCACCGACACGCUGCCCGUGGGCAUCCCGCACGUCAUCGCGCGGCGGCACAAGCAGCAGGGACAGGCGGCCUACAGGGACAGCUGGCUCCUGCGCGACGGGCUCAGCAAACCUGAAAGUACUGAACAGAGACAAAAUGGCCUUAAAAUGGUGGACCAAGCAAUAUGGUCCAAAAAGAUGUCAAAUGGUGCGAGGCGUAUACCAGUGUCACCCGAUCAGGCCAGGUCAUACAACAGGCAGAUGAGGCCAGCGAUUUUAGAUCAUAGCUCUGGGGCCAAGUGGACAAACACAUCGAAUCAUCCUGAGUUUUUGGUAGGAGAGGAGGCACUGUACGUCAGUCCGCUAGACUGUUACAAUAUACACUGGCCUAUCAGAAGAGGGCAGCUGAAUCUUCACACAGGACCUGGUGGCUCCCUCACUGCAGUAUUAGCAGACCUUGAAGUUAUAUGGUCACACGCAAUACAAAAAUACUUAGAAAUACCACUGAAAGACUUAAAGUACUACAGAUGCAUUUUACUAAUUCCUGACAUCUAUAAUAAACAACAUGUAAAAGAACUGGUAAAUAUGAUCCUGAUGAAGAUGGGCUUCUCAGGAAUUAUUGUACACCAGGAAUCUGUCUGUGCUACUUUUGGAAGUGGUUUGAGCAGUGCAUGUAUAGUGGAUGUGGGAGAUCAGAAGACAAGUGUUUGCUGUGUAGAAGAUGGCGUUUCUCAUCGCAACACCAGGCUAUGCCUUGCAUAUGGAGGAUCUGACGUGUCAAGGUGUUUUUAUUGGCUUAUGCAACGAGCAGGAUUCCCAUAUAGAGACUGUCAGUUAACUAAUAAAUUGGAUUGCCUAUUGCUUCAGCACUUGAAGGAGACAUUUUGUCAUCUGGACCAGGAUAUUUCUGGAUUGCAAGACCAUGAGUUCCAGAUUCGUCAUCCGGAUUCUCCAGCUUUAUUAUACCAGUUCCGAUUAGGAGAUGAAAAAUUGCAGGCUCCAAUGGCUCUGUUUUAUCCAGCGACCUUUGGAAUCGUUGGACAAAAAAUGACAACUUUGCAACACAGGUCACAAGGUGACCCUGAGGAUCCUCAUGAUGAGCAUUAUCUGCUGGCUACACAAAGUAAGCAGGAGCAGUCUGCAAAAGCUACAGCUGAUAGAAAAUCAAUGUCAAAGCCUGGUGCGUUUGAGGGAGACUUGAGAGGCCAAGCCUCAGACAUUUCAGAGAGGAUCUACCCGCAAGAAGUGGAACUGGGAUCUUCCCAGAGCGAUUGUAUGAUAUCUGGAAAUGAUUCAGAGGAACCUUUAACUGCGCACAUGUCCAGAAAAACAGCUAUUUCUCAGUUUGAAGGCAAAGCCUUAGGCCUUGACAAAGCCAUUCUUCAUAGUAUCGACUGCUGUGCAUCUGAUGAUACAAAAAAGAAGAUGUACAGCUCCAUCUUAGUAGUGGGAGGAGGACUUAUGUUUCAUAAAGCUCAAGAGUUUCUUCAGCACCGAAUUCUCAACAAGAUGCCACCUUCUUUUAGAAGAGUUGUUGAAAAUGUUGAAGUCAUCACAAGACCUAAGGAUAUGGAUCCCCGCUUAAUUGCAUGGAAAGGAGGUGCGGUCUUAGCCUGUCUUGACACAACUCAGGAGCUAUGGAUAUACCAGCGAGAAUGGCAGCGGUUUGGUGUCAGAAUGUUACGAGAGCGAGCUGCGUUUGUAUGGUAGUAGAUCUGUUUACAGUGGAACACGAUUAAUUGAGAAUUCCUUUCCCCAAAUGCCCCUGUUUUCCAGUGCAGAUGUAUUGACUUUCUGCUGAUAGAUAUUUUUGUAUUUUAUUAAAACGAACUUCAACUGAGAUUUUUCCAAAAGCGGCACAAAAGUCUUCAGCAUUGCUAUACUUCAUAUUUUGAAUUGUAAGCAUUGAUUUUGUGUACAGUUAUCACAGUAAACUCCAAAUUUAGUACAUUUGUAUUAAUAGAGGUUACGGAUAUUAUAAUUGCAGUGUUGGAAUUUGAGGUAUAAAACAUUAACAUGACAGAUAUUAAGUUUCAUUCCAGAUACGUGUACACAGCAGCAGUAGCUGAAGAGUGCAGGCUGCAGGUUUAAUGCCUUGUUCUGAUUCUUAUUCUAAUGUUUCCUGGAGAUGAAAUUGUUGUAUAAGCAAACAUCAUGGAAAAAGUGAAAUGGAGAACCAAACUACAGUUAUUGUUGGUAUUUUGCUUAUUUUAUCCAUAUGAAUAGAAAUAAACCUUCUCCUCAGUGUUUGCUGCCCAAGUCUGCCAAUUUGAGUUCAGCGGAAGCACGCAUCUCCUGCUGUGCUUAUACAGAAGGAGAACUUGGAGAACUCUGCUUUCUAUUUAUUAUUUAACAGAAAAUUACCUUUGCCUACACAUUUUUUUCAAGAAGUACUUCAUACUUUUGAUGCUCAUAAAACAGCAUUAAAUAUUCAAGCCCAAGACUGCUUGUUGUAAAACUCAUUUCUGUCUCUGUUAAGAGUUAGCGUUGGAUUCCACAAACUCCCUGAGGGUUGAAAAUAUUUCCAUUUAAAAUCGUUAAUAGCUGUGUACGCAGUGAAAUGGAUUUCUGCUGUAACUGUGCUUGCGAUGGGCACCAUACACCCUGCAGGUGGCACCUUGUGACCUAACAGAGUGUUCGGCCUUCGAAGGGGUGAGUCAGAAGCAUUGGUUUCUACAGGGACCCCUUGCAGUUGUUUGAAUUCAGGCACUGUUUGCUUGAAAAUGUAUGCAGUAAAUAUAUAUAACCCAUUAAACCUCCAACAGAUUUAGAAACAGUAUUUAGUAUUAAUGACACAUCUGCACGCUCAAAUCUGCCAGGAAUUUGUUUAGUACGCUAAAGGUACUUUUCUUCAUGUCAUAGAGGCCAAGCAGUAAUUAGACUGAGUGCACAGUGUCAGAAAAAACCCAAGAAAAUUUCUGAGUCCCAUGUUUAUGGAUUAAUAUAUGGCAUCAUCAUCUAAAUUAACCUGUACAGAACUACCUAUGUUUCUACUUUAAAGCCUUAAGUAUGACAAGAUUCAGAUCUACUCAGCAUUCACACAAAGAUUAUACUGUGGAACACUUCUCAGAAUUGAAGUACUUUUCCUCCUUUUGUGUAAUGUCUAUGUGUGUACAUAGCACCCAUUUCAAUACACCUUUUGCUGUAUUUCAUUACAUUUAGGCUGAGAAUUUAAAUGAAUAUUCAAACUGCAAACACCUAUCAUCUUUGUUUCAAGCAUUCUUAAUCGGUAUGAAUAUUAAAAAU
Messenger RNA from Cuculus canorus (common cuckoo), 3451 nucleotides. RefSeq names its product actin related protein 8 (gene ACTR8). The transcript is spliced from 13 exons. Gene Ontology annotation, cellular component: Ino80 complex. Lineage: Eukaryota; Metazoa; Chordata; Aves; Cuculiformes; Cuculidae. Gene Ontology annotation, biological process: double-strand break repair; regulation of DNA-templated transcription. The coding region runs from base 41 to 1915 and encodes 624 amino acids. The record is from RefSeq and is a predicted model, not a curated record.